CUCACUGCAGGUUGCAAUUCUCCAGAAUUCUAUCAAUCAUACAUCACUGCCUGCAAUAUCAAAAAAUCAAAAAAUAUUAAUUUUUUUUUAAAAAAAAAAAAAAAACCCCAACUUUUAACAACCAUGUUCACCUGAAAUCUUGGCUUUUCUUGAUCUCUCUCUCUCUCUCUCUCUCUAAUUCUGAUUUUCACACACACCCAUUCAGACUGUCUAAAAAGCUCGCGCCUUUCAACUUCAAUUCUCUCGCCUGGGUUCUUCCCAAACCUGCAUUGCGUAGAGAAGUGGGGGAGGUGAGGUUUAAUGGUGAUAUGAGAGCAGUGGGAUCGAGAAGAGAUGGGCGUGGCUAAAGCUUGGAGGUGUGGCGGCGGCGCGUUUGCUAACGUGGCGGUGGUGCAGCACCGGCAAAAGCAGCAUUUGGUCGUCGUGACGGCGGCGAAGAAGCCGAUCUCGUGGACGGCUGUGUGUGGGUUGAUACUCUUCGUCUUGGGUUUGAUUUCUCUCUUUACUGGCCACCUCGUAUCUAACCUCGAAUGGUACUCCCACAAGUUCAUCAAACGCCCAUGGUACUCCAAGCUGGAUAGGAGGACCACUGCAUCAAUUGAUAUUUGGAAAUCGAAAUACUCGGAUUUCUACUAUGGAUGCAGUGAAAGAAGCCAUGACUUUGCUCCUGCUGUUAGUGAGCAAUCAUCAAAUGGCUAUUUACUUAUUGCAACUAGUGGAGGUCUCAACCAACAAAGAACUGGAAUAACCGAUGCAGUUGUGGUUGCACGGAUUCUGAAUGCCACAUUAGUUGUGCCCGAAUUGGAUCACCAUUCAUUCUGGAAGGACGAUAGUGAUUUUCUCGACAUAUUUGAUGUGAACUGGUUUAUCCAGUACCUAGCAAAGGAUGUCACGAUUGUCAAAAGAGUCCCGGAGAAGGUCAUGACAUCGAUGGAGAAACCCCCGUAUACAAUGCGUGUUCCAAGGAAGUCAGAACCGGAGUACUAUUUGGGCCAAGUACUGCCAGUACUCCAGCGAAGACGUGUUGUUCAGUUAACAAAGUUUGACUAUCGGCUUGCAAAUGAUCUAGAUGAAGACCUUCAGAAGUUGCGUUGCAGAGUGAACUACCAUGCUUUAAGAUUCACGAAACCCAUAAGGAGUAUGGGCCAGAAACUCGUGAUGCGUAUGCGCAAGAUGACUACACGUUUCAUUGCAGUUCAUUUGAGGUUUGAACCGGAUAUGCUGGCGUUUUCGGGAUGCUACUAUGGUGGGGGAGAUAAAGAGAGAUAUGAACUGGGGGAGAUAAGAAAACGAUGGGAGACUCUACCUGAGUUAAGCCCGGAAGAAGAGAGAGUGCGGGGGAAAUGCCCUCUUACGCCCCACGAAGUUGGUCUGAUGCUUCAAGCGCUUGGCUUCAAGAACGACACCUUCCUUUAUGUUGCAUCGGGGGAAAUAUAUGGUGGAGACAAGACUUUGCAGCCCCUAAGAGACCUCUUUCCAAACUUUUAUACCAAGGAGAUGCUGGUUGGGGAAGAUCUGAAGCCUUUUCUUGCGUUUUCUUCUCGACUGGCUGCUAUUGACUACAUUGUGUGUGAGGAAAGCGAUGUUUUUGUUACCAACAACAAUGGAAACAUGGCAAAGAUCCUUGCUGGUAGAAGGAGGUACAUGGGGCACAAGAGGACAAUCCGACCAAACGCCAAAAAGCUCAGCGCUCUAUUCAUGGCACGGGAGAAGAUAGGGUGGCGUGCAUUCACCCGAAAGGUUAAAUCGUGCCAGAGAGGAUUCCUGGGAGAGCCCGAAGAGACAAAACCAGGGCGUCCCGAGUUCCACGAGUACCCUGCAUCCUGCAUCUGCCGUAAACCAUUUAGAUACUCCAACAUCGUAAAAAACCAUAACUCAGAAGGCGUUCCGUCCCUCCUGGUGGCAAAAUCCAGGUACAGAUACCAGCGUAGCGACAAACUCUCGCGGAAACUUGGUAAUGUAACAUCAUCAUCAUCCUUACUAGUAGAGAUUGAGCAUGAAGAUUCCCUGUCUGACUAAAGGAAGUGUAGAAAGGGAUUGUUAGUUUCAGGGUGUGUGUGUGUAUUGUGUAUUGUGUAAUGUAAUGGUGCUGAGAGUGCCAAUUUUGGUUGUGUGAUAGAGAUGAAUGCUGAAUCUGUAUAUAGCUAAGCUUGUCACUUCCUGAUAACUAGUUAAUAUUGUCCACACAUAUAUAUAUAAGAUAGAUUAUGUACCACACGAAUUUUACCCCAA
This is a messenger RNA of Ipomoea nil (Japanese morning glory), 2232 nucleotides long. RefSeq lists its product as uncharacterized. The record is from RefSeq and is a predicted model, not a curated record. The transcript is spliced from 9 exons. NCBI's taxonomy places the organism in Eukaryota, Viridiplantae, Streptophyta, Magnoliopsida, Solanales, Convolvulaceae. Bases 334 to 2019 code for a protein of 561 amino acids.